AUGAAUAGGCCUCACGCCUUUUCCAAAGGCCAUUCCGCCUACCCUCGUGGAUCGGCCUUUUCUAUAUCUCCCAACCAAUUCCAGCCACGCUCACAACCCGCCCUCCGACGCAGAAGGCAGCUCCUCCAACGACUAUGCCUUCUCGCCGCAGUCUCCUUCCUAGUGACAAUCUUCAUUUUUCCCUCAUGGCGCGCCUUCAUCCUCCCUACCUUAUCAUUGGGCCUCCUGCAUUCCUCCGAAGACCUUCAGCUCCAAACCGUUCGAUAUUAUGAUCUCUCCGAAGUGCAAGGCACCGAAAAGGGCUGGGAACGCGGGGAGCGUGUCCUCAUGUUGACCCCUCUGCGGGAUGCUUCCUCGCAUCUCCCAAUGUUCUUCUCGCACCUCCGCAACCUCACCUACCCUCACAACCUAAUCGACCUCGCUUUCCUGGUCUCCGAUUCGCGCGAUGAUACCCUCCAAAUGCUCUCGAGUAUGCUCACAGAGAUUCAAAACGACCCGGACCCCAAGAUGAGCUACGGAGAGAUCUCCGUAAUUCAGAAGGACUUUGGGCAGAAAGUGCAACAGGAUGUCGAAAGCCGUCAUGGCUUCGAGGCCCAGGCUAGUCGGCGAAAAUUGAUGGCCCAGGCCAGAAAUUGGCUGCUCAGUGCGACGCUCCGUCCUACCCACAGUUGGGUCUACUGGCGAGAUGCAGAUGUGGAGACAGCGCCCUUCACCAUCAUCGAAGAUCUCAUGCGCCAUAAUAAGGAUGUCACGGUUCCGAAUGUUUGGCGACCACUUCCUGACUGGCUGGGAGGGGAGCAACCAUACGACCUGAACUCAUGGCAAGAAUCGGAGACCGCUCUGGCAUUGGCAGACACGCUCGACGAAGACGCGGUGAUUGUGGAGGGAUACGCCGAGUAUGCGACAUGGCGACCCCACCUUGCCUACCUGCGUGACCCAUACGGCGACCCAGAUAUGGAAAUGGAGCUGGAUGGCAUUGGAGGUGUCAGCAUCCUAGCAAAGGCCCGCGUUUUCCGCGCAGGCGUUCACUUCCCUGCAUUUAGCUUUGAGAAGCAUGCGGAGACGGAAGGCUUUGGCAAGAUGGCCAAACGCAUGAAGUUCUCCGUCGUCGGGCUGCCCCAUUACACAAUCUGGCACUUAUACGAACCUAGCGUGGACGAUCUCCGUCACAUGGAGGAAAUGGAACAAGAGCGACUCGAGCAGGAGCAGAAAGAGCGAGAGCGCGAACUUGCCGAGAAGAAACAAGGGAGCAAGUCAAAAUCCCAGAAUGGCGCUGGAAAGCCUGAUGCCGGCAAGGGCUCCAGCGAAGGUUCUGCUGCUUCGCCAGCAAAGGAUGCCGAGAAGGGCAGCUCCAAGCAAGCGAAACUGUGA
Molecule: messenger RNA, 1371 nt
Organism: Penicillium manginii
Lineage: Eukaryota; Fungi; Ascomycota; Eurotiomycetes; Eurotiales; Aspergillaceae
Product: ANP1/MMN9/VAN1 family protein
Exons: 4
Coding region: 1-1371 (456 amino acids)
Biological process (GO): protein N-linked glycosylation; cell wall mannoprotein biosynthetic process
Cellular component (GO): mannan polymerase complex
Molecular function (GO): alpha-1,6-mannosyltransferase activity
Source: RefSeq, a predicted model, not a curated record